Leguminivora glycinivorella is the source of this 1053-nucleotide messenger RNA. Its product is annotated as dynein light chain roadblock-type 1-like. The coding region runs from base 54 to 446 and encodes 130 amino acids. Gene Ontology annotation, molecular function: dynein intermediate chain binding. The record is from RefSeq and is a predicted model, not a curated record. Lineage: Eukaryota; Metazoa; Arthropoda; Insecta; Lepidoptera; Tortricidae. The transcript has 4 exons. Gene Ontology annotation, biological process: microtubule-based movement. Gene Ontology annotation, cellular component: cytoplasmic dynein complex; cytoplasm; centrosome.
AUUAAAUCGGGCCUAAUUAUUAUUAAGUACCUAAGAAAAACCUGUAGGACACAAUGAAGAUCAUGCAGAAGUUGUUGAAGGACGAUAGAGAUACAUUUUUAGUUCACACGACGGCCCUCAUGAACGAAAGGAAUCCGAUUGUAGAUCGCAUAAUGGAUGGCGAUUGUGUCGACACCGUCAUCAUGGCAAACAAAGAAGGGUCCCCAAUCCUCACGAACAUCAACCUGUCCGUGUCGACGCGGUACGCGGCGCGCAUGCGGCGACUCGGCACCAUGGUGCACCACAUGAUUAUGGAGCUGGACCCCUUCGACGAGCCACUAGUGUUCCGCUUAAAGAGCAAUAAGGAAGAAGUGAUGGUGGCUCCGCACCGGGAGUUCAGCAUCAUCGUCGUUCAGAGGGAGAAGACUAAGAAAUCCGCGCAAAAGAAGAAUUACUUAACGGAGUAACACAUUCUCAAUCAAAAAUUGUCCUAGAAACCGCUCGUAAUUUAUAACCGGCUGCUUGAUUUCUGGCAUGUGAGCAAAGUUUACGAGUGCCCACCAGAGGGGUUCUUGGUUGCGAGUGUUAAGGUGCUUCACACCAUAAGAAUUGACUCGUAUAGUAGCAACAUCAGCAAUAUCUACAGAAACAGUCAGGCAAUAUUUUUCGUAACUAUUUAGAACCACUUACCUACGUUCUUUCAUCUUUUGCGCGACCAUUUUAGAGAGUUUAGAAUAAAUACGAGUACUUACAAUAAACGGCCAUAAAGAAUACACAUCGGUUUUUCGUCUUCGUACAGCGUUGUCUCUUUCUUACUUAUGUGACGUUAUUGUCUCUUUCCAAAGACCUAUGUGCAUUCUUUAUGGCCGUUUAAUUACUGUACGCCUACUUUUUUUGUACACCUUAAAUAUGAGAUGGUGUUGAUUUUGCUUCUAUUUCUUUAGCCAUAUGCCAAACUGGUGUAUGGUAAAAUGCGGGUGUAUCUUUUCCGUCAUUACUAUUAGUAAUUAUUGUAAUGUGAAUAAGGUUAGGUAGGUAAUUUAAGUAAUGCAUUAAAGAUAUUGUCAUUAAUAA